Molecule: messenger RNA, 573 nt
Organism: Brassica rapa (field mustard)
Lineage: Eukaryota; Viridiplantae; Streptophyta; Magnoliopsida; Brassicales; Brassicaceae
Molecular function (GO): RNA-DNA hybrid ribonuclease activity; nucleic acid binding
Source: RefSeq, a predicted model, not a curated record
AUGGAGGAAGCAGCGGUUUGGUUGAAUCUACAUGCCCUCCUCCCUUUUUCAGAGAAAACGGUGUCAUCAGAGGAUUCUUCUCCCAGCUGGCAAAAACCUCCUCCUCUGUUUCUGAAAUGUAAUGUGGGUGCCUCUUGGGAUAUUAGCUCGUGUUCUUCUGGAGCUUCUUGGAUUGUACGAGACUCGAAAGGUGUCGUCUUAUAUCACAGCAGACAGGUUUUCUCAUGCAUUGAUUCUCGCGUACAGGCUGACCUGACAGCUAUCUCUUGGGCAGCAGAAGCUAUACGAGACUUUAAACUAAAGAGAGUGAUUUUUGAAAUCUCCUCUGAUCAAGCACAAACAGCUCUGGACUUUCCUAUGUCUUUCCUUGGUAAUCCUCAUGUUUGUCAACGGGCCCUAUUUGCUAUUCAUGCUGUCUCGGAAGCAAAACUUCACUUGGUACAAGCUAACUGCACUAUCAUAGCCAACUUAAUUGCUGGAAGUGUUACUCGUGAUCACAGACACCAGUUCUAUGUUGCUCGCAAUGGUCCUGUCUGGUUAUCUUCGCAGAUUCAGCUGGAAGCCAGCUCUUGA